CAGCAGUCCCUUCAUUUUACAUUGUUAGCUCAGAAAUUGACCAGGUUGAGACGCGUCAUCAAUCUUGAAAUGGCUGUUGCUGGGACACGGCAAUGACAGCGGCGGCUGCCCGGGAGAAGCUCACUGAUCCCCCCCGGGAGACGGAGAAAGGAGUCGCGCUGCACUCAAUUGUUGUGGUAAUCCUUGGCAGGCAGCAUUGUGCUCAAUUUCUGCUCCGGUACCAAAACCAAACAAAAAAGCAUAAAUCCAUUCACCUACAAUGCCGGCUGAUCCGUGGGUUGGAACAUGGAGACCUCACCGCCCGAGAAUGGCGAUUGCAGCAAUGUACAGCGGUCCAGGUCCCAAGUACCUCCUGCCGGGACACACAGGUUAUACUGGCCACGAUACAACAACAUACAGGGCUCCUGCUUAUUCCUUGGCCCAACGCCUUCCAGGAGCGAAGGACAGUGGCACACCUGCACCAAAGUCAAUCCCAGAAAAGAUGACUCACCAUGGGAAGGACACUGUCCCUGCAUGGACAAUGGGUCAUCGACCGAGGGACAUUGACCCGAGUAAAACACCAGGGCCAGCAAAUUACCGGACAGAUCCUGCAAAUAGAUUAGUUCACCGCUCUGUUCCAGCCUACUCCAUGGCUUUGCGGACAGUUGGGCUCAAGGGAAGUGAUGGCCCAGGACCUGCACGAUACAAGGAUGUACGCGUAUUUGGGCCGAACAUUCCACAUUUGAAAGCAGCACCUGCUUACACCAUGUCACAAAAAACAGCAUUUGGGAGCAUGCUGAGUAACAUUGUGAAAACUCCAGGGCCAUGUGCAUAUAAACAUGUGGACACUGAUGUAUUCAAAAACAGAGCACCAAAGUACACCAUAGUGGAACGCAAUAUGAUUCCAGGAGACACCACAAUGAAACCAGGACCUAAUCGUUACAGGCCAGAAGAUGUAAAUUUGCAUAAAAACUAUCCCAAGUACACUUUUGGAAUCCAUCAUUCCGACUUCGUUGCACCUCUUAUUGUGACACCCUCGGACUGAGAAUCAACUACACAACCAGCCGCAAUUCCCGGCAUAAUCCUGUAUUGCUAAAAUGUCAAUUGUACUUCUUUUAAAAAAUCUUUCAUUUAAAUACCUGAUUCUUUUUCACCCUGUGUGUGUGAUGUAUAACCUGGAAGCUUUCUUCAUUAUGAUUUUGGUGAUGAAGCUUAACAACCCCCAAUCCCAACAAAUGCCAUGCACUUGUCAAUGUCCCAAGGACAGAGAUUUCCAGGUUAGUUCCAGGUCUAAGUGACAGACGGACUCCAAACGUAUUUACCCUUUAGGAACUCAAGCAGAGAUUCAGCGGUGAUUGUUACUUUUCAUCCUUCAGGUAUGCCAAGUAAUUUUGAGACUGCAUAACCUGACAUUUUCAUGGUCAGGAGGGAAUAGACAAGUGAAUCCUCUGCAAUAAUUUCUUCUUUAAUUUGGCUACUGUAGAUUUGUGUUGGGGAUUAUAAUAAAAAUGGUUCUGGAUGAUGCAGCACAAUUUGUGGAAUGGUGCUUUAAUUUUUUUUUCAGUCUUACUGAUUCAGAUUCAGAUUCAGAUUCAAUCUUUAUUGUCAUUGUGCAGUGUACAGUACAGAGACAAUGAAAUGCAAUAGUGAAGGUAGGCACAGAAGGUGUAUCUGCUUGCCUUUGCAUCUCACUUAGAUCCCAAUUGCCUUUGCAUCUCAAUUGCUGGCAUUAAAGAAGAUAGAUGUGUAUUUAGUUUGGGUAGAAAGGAACUGCAGAUGCUGGUUUACACUGAAGAUAGACACAAAAUGCUGGAGUAACUCAGCGGGACAAGCAGCAUCUCUGGAUAGAAGGAAUGGUUGAAG
Molecule: messenger RNA, 1842 nt
Organism: Amblyraja radiata (thorny skate)
Lineage: Eukaryota; Metazoa; Chordata; Chondrichthyes; Rajiformes; Rajidae
Gene: cimap1b
Product: ciliary microtubule associated protein 1B
Exons: 7
Coding region: 260-1024 (254 amino acids)
Cellular component (GO): cytoskeleton
Source: RefSeq, a predicted model, not a curated record